Molecule: messenger RNA, 276 nt
Organism: Macroventuria anomochaeta
Lineage: Eukaryota; Fungi; Ascomycota; Dothideomycetes; Pleosporales; Didymellaceae
Exons: 2
Coding region: 1-276 (91 amino acids)
Source: RefSeq, a predicted model, not a curated record
AUGUCUUCCACAAACGAGUACGGACAGGGCAAGUCCCACGCCACUGGCGACUCCGCCGUUCCUGGAAAGGUCCAGGAGCAGGCUCCCUCGGGUCUCGAGGAGGCUCUUCCCGACUCCGUUCAUCCCACGGGUGGCAAGGCCGACCAGUCCACCUCCCAGACACACGCGAAGGACGGUGGUGACGCUUCCAUCGUUCCCAAGAAGGUUCAGGAGAUCCUUCCUGAGUCCGUCGAGCGCGCUGUUCCCAACGCGAUUCACGACACUGGCGACAAAUAA